AUGGUGUGUUUCAGAUCAUUAAAUUCUUUAAUACUUUUAACAAUUUUUUUUUUAUUAAAUUUGGGCUCUUGUGAUUUUAAAAUAUAUCAUGCUGAUGAUUUCCCAGUACAAGCAUGUCAAGGAUUAAUUGGUAAAACUGCAAAUUUUUUCAAAAAUGCUACUGCAGAAGCUAAAACUGGUUAUUGUAAAAUUAAAAAUCAACCUGCUUUAGGUACAAUGGUUCAAUGUAUUGAAGUUUUAAAUAAAGAAAGAAAUUCAAAUAGUAGAAAAUUAUUUUUGAAAAGUUGUAAAAAAUCUAAUUUAACUGAAGCUUUAUAUAUGGAAGCUUUACAAAAUGCAACAAGUUUUGGAUUUGUUAAUGUUACAACAGAUAAAAGUUUUAAUAAAACUAAACCAUAUUAUAAACCAGUACUUAUAAAGGAAAAAAAAAUUAUAGCUGCUUAUGAUUCAACUGCUACAAGAUGGUAUGGAUAUAAUUAUGGUCAUUGGUUUGGUAUGUCAUUAAUGUUAUAUUGGAUUGGUAUAGUUUUAAUUGCAGGAUUUAUAAAUUUAACAUAUUUUAUUGCACCAAAUUUUGUUAAAUCAUUGAAAGGUAAAAUUAUAAAUGGAUUUAGAUCAUAUAUUACUUUACCUGCAUUAUUUAAUAAAACACAUGCACAUCAUAAAACAAUUACAAAGCAUGUUCAUAUUAUGUUUCCAACAAGAAUUGAGACUUUAAUUAUGUUGGGUUGGUUUAUAAUGGCAUUAACAUUUUGUUGUACAAAUUAUGUUCAUGUUUCUCCCAAUUCAAUAUGGCCACAAGUUUGGAAUGAAAUGGGUAGAAAAAUUGCUGAUAGAACUGGAUUAAUUGUUAUUUGGCAAAUGCCAAUUUUAAUAUUAUUUGCUGGUAGGAAUAAUUUUAUGCAAUGGAUUACUGGGUUUUCAUAUGCAAGAUUUAUUUAUUUUCAUAAAUGGAUUGCAAGAAUAGUAUUUUGUAUUUCAAUAGCUCAUGCUGUUGGAAUGACUUUUAAUGGUAGAGGUAUUGGUAAAUAUGAUUUAAGAUUUGCUCAAGCUUAUGUUAGAUGGGGUACUGUUGCAUUAGUUUGUUUUGGAUUAAUGAAUUUUCAAGCUUUAAUGAUUUUUAGAAGAACCAAUUAUGAAUUGUUUUUAUUAUUUCAUAUUUUAUUGGCUGUUUUUGCAGUUGCUGGUUUAUGGAUUCAUGUUGGUGAUCAAGAGUUAGAUCAAUGGAUGUAUUGUGCUGUUGCUAUAUGGGUAUUUGAUAGAGUUGUUCGAAUUUCAAAAUUAAUUGUAUUUGGUAUUAAAACAGCUCAAGUUCAAUUAAUUGCAAAUGAAACUAUUAAAGUAUCAGUUAAAAGACCAAGUUAUUGGAAACCAUUUCCAGGUUGUCAUGCUUUUAUUCAUUUUUUAAGACCAACAUGUUUUUGGCAAUCACAUCCUUUUACUAUUGUUGAUUCAAUUGAAUCAGAAAAUACUAUAACUUUCUAUUUAAAAGUUAAAGGUGGUAUGACUCAUGGAUUAUAUUCAUAUUUAUCAAAACAACCAGAUCAAAAAGCUUCAAUAAAAGUUUCAAUUGAAGGACCAUAUGGUAAUCCAAUUUCAUUAAAUAGAUUUGAAAAUAAUUUAUUUAUUGCAGGUGGUAAUGGUAUACCAGGAAUAUAUUAUGAAGCUAUUGAUAUAGUUAGAAAAUUGGGUGAAAAAAGAAGAAUAAAAUUAUAUUGGGUUAUAAGACAUUAUGCAUCAUUAGAAUGGUUUUAUCAGGAAUUAUUAAACUUGCAACAAUAUUCAAAUAAGAUGGAUAUAAUUAUGUAUAUUACUCAACCACAUUUAGGUUUAACAGAACCAAUAACAACUGAUUUUACAGAUGAUGAAAUUGAACAAGAAGAAGAAGAACAAGAAGAAGAAGAAAAAAAUAAAUCAGAUUCUGAUUUUAGUGAAGAAAAUUAUCACAUUGCAAAAUUGAAAAAACAAUUAAAUUUUAUUGAAUUUAAAGAUGGUAAACCAGAUUUUUAUACUAUCGUUGGUGAAGAAAUUAAAGAGACUGAUGGUCCAUUAGGUAUAGCAUCAUGUGCUCAUGGUUCAAUGGUUGAUGAUGUUAGAAAAUCAGUUGUUGAUCAUUUAAAUGAUUCACCUUACAGAAUAGAAUUAUUUGAACAAAUGCAAAGUUGGUAA
Lodderomyces jiufengensis is the source of this 2169-nucleotide messenger RNA. RefSeq names its product Fre10p (gene FRE10). The transcript has a single exon. Gene Ontology annotation, molecular function: ferric-chelate reductase activity. The record is from RefSeq and is a predicted model, not a curated record. Gene Ontology annotation, biological process: copper ion import; iron ion transport; intracellular iron ion homeostasis. Lineage: Eukaryota; Fungi; Ascomycota; Pichiomycetes; Serinales; Debaryomycetaceae. The coding region runs from base 1 to 2169 and encodes 722 amino acids. Gene Ontology annotation, cellular component: plasma membrane.